CCGGCAGUGCAUCCCCAUCCCCCACUCGGCGCCCGUGUCUGUGGCGGAUCACAGUGUCUAGCUGGGCCCACUCAACGCAGCUCCAGCGCAGCCAGUCCGCACCGACCCGAAGCAGAGUCCACGCCAGAGAAAAAAACGAGCACAUCAGUUUCACAACCCACCGUGGAAUCUUGUUUUCUUCGAUAGAGUGACGCUGAUUUGCAUAUCCACUUCCACUCCUUCCUCAUUUGCAUACAGCAAGAAAUGGCGAGCGGGCAUCCCACAGACAAAUUCAGUUUCAUGUAUCAACCAGACACGCACAAGAGCAAAAACAGGUUGUCUUCAGCCAUGAAUCCAGUCUACAGCCCUGUCCAGCCUGGCACCCCCUAUGGAAACCCCAAAAACAUGGCCUUCACAGGCUAUCCAGGGGGUUAUCCUACUACGGCACCCACAUAUACGCCAAAUCUCUACCAAACAGGAAGUCCUGGGUAUCCACCUGGAUAUACUGCAGCGGGUACCCCUUACAAAGUGCCCCCCACUCAGUCAAAUGGAGCACCUCCGCCCUACACCCCAACCCCUACCCCAUACCCGACAGCUAUGUACCCCAUCCGCAGUGCCUACCCACAGCAGAACUUGUACACACAGGGUGCAUAUUACACCCAACCGGUGUAUGCAGCUCAGCCCCACGUGAUCCAUCACACCACCGUGGUGCAACCAAACAGCAUCCCCUCCACAGCCCUCUACCCGGCCCCAGUCCCUGUACCCGCUCCUCGUAACAACGGCAUGGCUGCCAUGGGGAUGGUAGCCGGGACAACCAUGGCCAUGAGUGCAGGGACCCUGCUGACAACGCCCCAGCACCCCCCUAUCGGAGCACACCCCGUUACUGUUCCCACCUACAGGCCCCAGGGGACACCUGGGUACAGCUACGUGCCACCCCACUGGUAGAGCCCACCCAUUAAUAUCUGGAGUCCACCAUCAUAUGCAACUGCUCCCGGUAACCAUGGGAACUCUGCACCAUGUCUGCAGAACAAAAACUAAAGUGCAACAGCCACUUUAAUAUCAUUCUCUAACAUUUUUACAAAAGCUGCUUUUGUUUUUCUCUGUUCAUUUGCCAACCAGUCAUUACCUUUUUUUUUUUUUUACUCCUGCUUUCUUUUGCUAGGUCUUUAAUUGGAACUCCAGAAGGGCGCUUGACCAGUGACGGGUUUUGGUCAACCCCUAUUUGUGUGUGUGCGUGUGUGUGUGUGUGUGUGGUCCUGCCUGCUGCUCAGUUGGCUGGAAACUAUUGCGCACUUAUUCCCUCAAUAUCAUCUCCAUCAGCCAUUGCAAAGACCUAUUGACUUAUGCUGCCAAAUUUUUUAACAACUAGAUAUCAGCACAGUUUUUACCAAUUUUAAUUCAGUUUUUUGCAAAUUGUUUUUUUUCUUUUUUCAUGCUUCUUUAUUUUGUUGCUAUUCACAUUCUCAUUUCCUUUUUUCACCAGCAGUUCCUUUUUAAUCAUUUUUGUCAUUUGCUUAAUUUCACUUUUAAUCCAACCUCACUUGUCUUCCGGCACGUCACUGUCUUGUUGUGAGUCUGUCUCUCUUGUCUCCACCACUUACUUCAUGCUACAUACUAUGCAGGUUAGUAUGUUUUGACACUGUUGAUAAAUAUAGCUCAAGAUCGUUUUUUGGGGUAGGGGAGUCAUGUUUUUUUUAUGUUAUAAGCGUAGGUCAAUAUUCACAAUAACGUGUGGUCGUGCAACACUCGCCACACACACUCGUCACUCGCACAGGGGCUCCUGCGGUCAGCAACAACACGACCACCUAGUGGCACUUACUGUACAGUCCUGCUAGUUCUAAUGUUAUUGAUCAACAACACAAUAAAAUCAAAUGUUUGGUUUUUUUAGUCAUAGAAUGCGAAUAAAGGAGUUAAAAGGGAUUGUGUUGGUUGAUGAUACAGUUCAUUCAUCAAUAGUGUGGUCUCGUUACAUCAUCCAGACGAGGACCAAUAACCAAACACUCCUUUAAACUGUAACAUAAACGGGCAUUCAAAGGAAAGCAUUCACAGUUGACUGCUUUUUUUUUUUUUUUUACACAGAUUUACAGUGCGUUUUUAUUUGUUCAAUUGGCUGAAAAGUGACACAAAAAAGUGUAAUUCAGACCGUUUUAAAUUAUGACCAAAAGUAGUGUUUUUCUUUGUACAAGCACAUCCGUGCUAGAAGGUACCAGAAUCCUUUAGAGUGGUGCAAAAGAUUGCCUUUUCCUCAAGGAUAUUCAUACUUCUAAUAAUAAUAACCACGAAAAAAGGCCUAGAUAUUUGCCAUCUUCCUACUUUUCCAACUAAAACUCACUUAAAACACCAAAUUUGGCCAUUGCAUGGGUGAUUUUGCCUUUAGUUUUUCUGCUUUUAAGUGAAUGAUGGAAAUCAGUGCUGCUGUAAAAUGAAAACAAAGUACAACAUGUGGGAAAAGUAAAAAAAAAAAAAAGUGAUAUCUCACUUGCUUUUCAUUGGACACUAACACUUACACAAUCUUUAUUUUACGAAGCUUUAGCCAGUGUUUGGUCAUUGGUUCUUGGCUUGAGGACAGACGGGGGAAGGCGCUAAAAUUCAGAUCCGUGGCUUUUUCAGUAAUGACUGGGGGGUAAAAAAAAGAUGGGGGCGACUUUGUAAACAUUUACAGAGGUAUGUCGACGAGGAGGCUUGAUAUUGCAAUAAAAUAUGAGGGAAUGCCUCAAACUGUCUCUAAAAAAAAAAAAAAUCCAGGCUCUAUAAGCAGCCUUAAUAACGACUAUUACAUGUAAGAAGAGUAAAACAUAUCAACAAUUUGGAUAUUGAAUAACUUUGUGAGGAACUAUUGUACAAAAUGAAACAAAAAUGCAUAAGUUGAUGAUUAUAAUUUAAUGCUAAGUAAGUAACCAGGUACUUAGGCUUUUUAGUGCAAGAGUGAGGAAGACGCUAUUUAUAUUGUAAUUAAAAAUAAACACAAAGUGGAGUGUUUGAGGUAUUCUUAGUCCACACGUUUGUAUACCAGAGCGUUAAUGCUCAAGAAAUAUUGCAUAAAGCUGCUGUCGGAUGAAAACCAUAUCUAUUGUUGUUUCUAUUUUUUUCUUUUUUUAAGUUUAUGUGCCUGAAUUUCAAGCAAAAACAAAAAAUAGAUUUUUCUUGUGACAGCAGUAAUGUCAUUAGUCUUAAGGAUUUAUUUAACCUACAGUAUUUCUCAAUUAAACUUAUUUUGUUUGGUCAAUUCAGCACAAUGGGUAUGCAUAAUAUUCAGGUGUUUAACUAUCGCAUCAGAUCACUUAAGUUUAAAAAAAAAGCAGUAUAUUUAUACAGCAAGUGGUACAGUAAUGUAUUUCUAGCUAAGCAUGGUUGCAUCAGUGUGGCAGCUACUGUUUGUGCUUUAGGUAUUUGAUUUGAGCUCCUCCUUUUUAAGUGCAUUUGUCCUUUUACAUAACCUGACUGAGGCAAAGUGGGGAGGGGGUGCACGUUUGGGAGACGAUGGAGGUGAGGGUUCACACUUUUGGGAACCUCCCGAGAUGCUUCGUUUGGUUACUAGACCUCGACUGAGUGGCUUGAAUGAGCAUGUUUAGUUGAUGAUUGUCUCCUUUGUGCCAUACUUCACUGUUGUUCAGUAGCUUUUUAUUCUCCGAAGUAACCAGUGAACUCUGUUAUUAUUAAGUCUUGCUUCCUGUGAAUCUUGUUUUUGUACGACUGUCUUCUUUUCUCACACUGUUUGAUUGCAUAAUUGCCUGUCCGAUUUUUAUCCUGUCUUACUGUUUUCCUCUUGUCUAUUCCAAUUUUUGUCCGUGCCACCCUUUACCUCUUUAAAUAUAUUUUUCUUCUCUUUUGCAUAAUGCAGAAUCCUUCCAUGACCACCCUUUAUUUUUUUUGUUUAACUUUUCAUUCGAACCCUCGCCUCUGAAAUUGUCCCAUUUUUAGUCCCAAAUUUUGCAAUUCUCACUACUAAUUUACAGAGUAUUAGGGUCACAUUGAAAAGGAAAAAAAAAGUACUGCUAAUAUUAUCCAAAACAUCUAUGUCACAAGAAGACAAUAUUGUACUAAUAAGUCAGAAUAAUACCUUCUUAAAUGGAAUCUUUUUAACUAUUGUUAUAUUACCUGCUUCUACUUGCUGGCGAAUGUUGACACUAAAAUGUAAGAAAAAUGUAAGAAUUUAUAUAAUUCUACUCGUUUUCAGUGUAGCCCUAAUACACAUUAAUGUUUGGCCGUUUUUAAUAAUUACAUCACUGAGCCAAUAAAAAAACAGCAAAUGUUAAGAAAUGAUUGGAUACAGUGAGCCAAAAUGAUGUACAGUGGAACCUCUGGUAGGGUCAUUCAUUCGUUCCAGAAGGUCGGACUCAAAUCAAAACUACGUAAAAUAUUUUUUCCCCAUAGGAAAGCAACAAAAAACACCUUUUUAUUGCUUAGGACUGAUCGUUAUUUUGCAGCCCAGAUCAGUGACAAAAUCUGCGACUUGUGGUGUAACUGUAUUAGUUAGCAAAGAACUACAUUUCGGUCAACCACUAACCAAAAUAGUUUUUCCCCAUAGGAAAGCAACAAAAAACACCUUUUUAUAGCUUAGGACUGAUAGUUAUUUUGCAGCCCCGAUCAGUGAGAAAAUCUGCGACUUGUGGUGUAACUGUAUUAGUUAGCAAAGAACUACAUUUCGGUCAACGACUGAUGGCGGCCUAGCUGGGGACGCUACCGGUUGCAGUUUCCGUGUAAACAGGGAUGUUUUAUGAUAAAAAUAGCUUAGGAACACAAUUAUAUAUACAACACGACACAACUUGCGCCAUAUUGUAUGAGAACAAAGGUAAAAUUUUUGACGUAAACGGAAAAAUACUCUAACAGAGGUUCCACUGUAUUAACAAAUGAAUGUCUUGUGAGCAUUUGAACAGAUGAACCUUUGGAGCACUGAGAGAAUUGUUUUUAAGACGCUCUACAAUACAUUGUACUGUAUAUUGUGCUUAUACGUUCUUCUUAUUGGGGAACAUUGUUUUACGGGAAGGCAGACCUGCUUGGCUGUUUUUUUUGGACAAUUAGAGAAAACAAUUAGCACAAAGCAGGCGGCUUUCCUUCAUUUGACUCCAUUCCUUGCCUCUCGAUUUCAAUUUGCACUUAAAGUAGAAAUGGACAGUUGAACACUUGGAUGUGUUAACUCUCUUUGGCAUUGUACUUAUGCGGGAAAGGGAGCCCCCCCCCCCCCCCCCCCCCCCCCGGCAUAUAUUUUAUGCUCUUUUUCACUGUUUUUUUUUCCCAGUGAAAAUGCGACCAAAAUAUUCAUAGCGCCUCUUUUUCUUCUUCCAUUCUUCCAUUUUCAACCACCCCCUUCCUUCCUUUUCUUUGCCGUUACUAAGUCUUAUAUUAUUUUUUAAUAAAAAAAAAAAAAAGAAAACACUACUAUCACAAUGAAUAGUAGGCUCUAAAUUGUAUUUGAUGUUCUGCUGCAGUUUUUUUUUUCCGACUAUGUCAGCGAUAACUCUUGGUUCAAUUUGACACUAAGUGUGAUGCAAAAAGUGGAAAUUCCUUGUCUUCCAAAAAAAAAAAAAAAAUACAAGCAAGCAAGAAAGAAAGCAUACUUGCAUCCAAUCCGUCUCGGAUCGAGUAUUAGGAACAACCCAACUUUUGGAAGUUUUAGUUUGGUACCCAGUUUGCACAUGCUAUGGUAUUUACCGUAAGGUUGUGUUUUGGAAACCGAAGCCCAACGUCUGUUCAGCGUUGAUAGAAGUGAAUUGUUUGUUAGCUAUUUGGUCCAGAGUGAAGGACCUGUGUCAGGCUUGUGAUAUGAAGUGUAAAUCUGUUUUAUUUUUUUUUUUUUAUGUUUUUUUAUGUUGAGGUUAUUUUUUUUGUAAGAUCAGUUAGUGAUCUUAGUACUAUAACUAAGCCAAGUUUGUAAUUGUAUAUUUACUGUAAAAUGUAGAACAUUGAAUAAUUAUUAAAAUUUUCCUAUAAAAGGAAAA
Messenger RNA from Doryrhamphus excisus (bluestripe pipefish), 5918 nucleotides. The record is from RefSeq and is a predicted model, not a curated record. Lineage: Eukaryota; Metazoa; Chordata; Actinopteri; Syngnathiformes; Syngnathidae.